AUGAACGAGACGCCUGAGAAUUCUGAAACUGGUACCGCAGAUGCUAAAAAAACAGUAAAGGAAGUGACCGUUAUUCAAGACGAAGGGUUCUUCUGCCACGAUACCGGCGAUACCUAUAAUGGAUUUUUCGAGGUUAAGAAAAAAGACAAAAGCGUCAAAAUGCAUGGACACGGCAUUUAUACGACGGCUGAGGGCGACUCGUACGAAGGCGUUUGGGAAAACGACAAACUCGGCGUGGCUGAUGACGUCUUGAUCACGUAUAGCGACGGCUCCAGAUACGAAGGCCCGCUGAAGGACUGGUGCUAUAAUGGUCGCGGGAGAUACGUUUACCCCGACGGUAGCGUGUUACACGGCGAAUUCGUGGACAACUGCCCGGUCGGCAAUUUGACCCUGGUCGACCCUAACGGGCACACGUGGCUAGGCAAAGCCGAGCAAGGUUACUGUUGGUAUCAACCCGUAAAUCAUUACUACGAUAUACUGGAGAAGACGCGGGAAACAACGUACGAAACAUCG
Iphiclides podalirius (scarce swallowtail) is the source of this 513-nucleotide messenger RNA. The record is from the annotation of a GenBank genome assembly. Lineage: Eukaryota; Metazoa; Arthropoda; Insecta; Lepidoptera; Papilionidae.